AUGCAGGCAAAGUCUUUGCAAAUGCCCAACGACUCUAGUUUUGUGCAAGGAUCAAACGGAAGCUCGCAGAAUUCCCCAGUAAAAGCUGCUGGGCAGUCGCAAAUCACUCCUUCAUUUCCGGCCUUCGAGCUUAGGCAUUUGCCUCCAUUGGCGCAUGUAGUUGAGGCGCAAAAUUCAUGUUUACCCUCGAAGCAGACUUUUUCCUCAGGACUGUACUGUUUUCGGAAGGCAUGGAUUAUAAAAUGGCAUCAAAGCAAGUGUAGUACCAAACGAGAGAUUAAAAGGGAUGGGGCGCAUCAGCAGCUAGUCUCGGGUCUUGUAGCAUGA
This is a messenger RNA of Protopolystoma xenopodis, 327 nucleotides long. The record is from the annotation of a GenBank genome assembly. Lineage: Eukaryota; Metazoa; Platyhelminthes; Monogenea; Polystomatidea; Polystomatidae.